AUGGAUGAGAUAUUCAUAGGAAGUCCUUCUAAGAGGGAGAUAGAGAUGUAUCUCUUAAACAAGGAAUAUUCAUUGCUGAACAACAUCAAGCUUCGAGACGACAUACUAAGCAAAAGGGGAAUGGGAGGAUCUUCUGAGAAUGAGGCUGAACUGAAGUUCGAGUUUCUAAAAGGUGGAAAGCCAUGGGAGAAUGGUUUGGUACAGGUUGUGGAUGGCUCUAGUGAAAAGAGAAAAGCAUCGAUUGGAUAUCAAAUAAAAAACGGAAGAAAGACAUCAGGUGAGAAGGAUUUCAAUGGCAAGAUAGAAAAGAAGAGGAUUGGAACUAAAAAAAUUAUUGAAAGGAACACCAUCAAGAACUCUGGAUAUAGAUAUGUUACUCUUGUGUUUGUCGGAAGUAAUGAAUUUCCAAAGCCUGUAACUAAGAGGCACCGAAAGAAGGUCAGGUUCUGUGAUUCUGCAUGUCCUGGUGCUCACAACACCGGGAAGCCAUCUUCGAUAUUGCUUCCUGCAUCGAAGACAAGGAAGUUGCCUAGGACACGAAAGAAGGAAAAGGUCUUUGUGGAGAGUUUGGCAUUGGAUACUGAAAAUGAAUCUGAAGAACACAAAUGA
Encephalitozoon romaleae SJ-2008 is the source of this 609-nucleotide messenger RNA. RefSeq lists its product as hypothetical. Bases 1 to 609 code for a protein of 202 amino acids. Lineage: Eukaryota; Fungi; Microsporidia; Unikaryonidae. The transcript has a single exon. The record is from RefSeq and is a predicted model, not a curated record.